Messenger RNA from Salvelinus fontinalis (brook trout), 7551 nucleotides. RefSeq lists its product as uncharacterized. Gene Ontology annotation, molecular function: DNA binding; DNA-directed DNA polymerase activity; nucleotide binding. The record is from RefSeq and is a predicted model, not a curated record. The transcript is spliced from 8 exons. Lineage: Eukaryota; Metazoa; Chordata; Actinopteri; Salmoniformes; Salmonidae. Gene Ontology annotation, biological process: DNA replication. Bases 1232 to 5167 code for a protein of 1311 amino acids.
CAUCUGAGAACAUGGGGCAAUCUACAAGUGGCUUACACUGACAAAGCGGACUAGAACAUAGAAGAUCAUUUAAACACAGAAGAGACCGUGUUUAAGACUAUCUUCAGUGAAGCUGCUUAUGCCUCUCCUCUCCCUUCAUGUGUGUGUAAAUCCCUAUACCUACCAGCUAAACAGUUCAGCAUCUGAGAACCUGGGGCAAUCUAGAAGUGGCUUACACUGACAAAGCCGACUGGAACCUACACGAUCAUUUAUACACAGAAGAGACCGUGUUUAAGACUAUCUUCAGUGAAGCUGCUUAUGCCUCUCCUCUCCCUUCAUGUGUGUGUAAAUCCCUCUACCAACCAGCUAAACAGUUCAGCAUCUGAGAACAUGGGGCAAUCUACAAGUGGCUUACACUGACAAAGCGGACUAGAACAUAGAAGAUCAUUUAAACACAGAAGAGACCGUGUUUAAGCAGACUAUCUUCAGUGAAGCUGCUUAUGCCUCUCCUCUCCCUUCAUGUGUGUGUAAAUCCCUCUACCAACCAGCUAAACAGUUCAACAUCUGAGAACCUGGGGCAAUCUAGAAGUGGCUUACACUGACAAAGCCGACUGGAACAUAGAAGAUCAUUUAAACACAGAAGAGACCGUGUUUAAGGUAUCAUAGCUGAGACCAGAUCCUUAUAAGAAACAUCAAGAGGGAGAACCUACAAGAAGCCAGAAGAUGUGCUGCCCUGCAGAAGCUGGCUCAAAUUCAUCUUGGAUAUGUACUCUAUACAUUUUUUAAAUUAGCUAAGACAAUAAUACAAGAGCCUUGAGCAGUUUCUAAUAUCACCUGUAUGAAAAGACAAAUUAUCCAUUGGACUAAUUAGUAUGUUAAACAUGCAUCAUUUUAAUUUACAAAGUUGUGAACUGAUUGUUUAAUGUAUAUAUUCUCGGCAACACAGAAACAAAAUCCCUCCUCCUUAGGUUCUGGAGUUAGGUAUGAGAGGUAUGAGAUUUGAUACUAAAGCUAGUGGCGGAACCAGGGUGGAGUCUCUUUGCUAGCUCCACCCCCUUCUCUCCGCAAGUCUCGGCCAAGUCUAUUGGCCAAAUGUCUCAUCCCCCUCCGUAAUUUGAAAGAUGCCAGGUGCACCCCUGUGAAAGUGUAAUUCAGCCAAAAAACUAGUGACACGAAACCAACACACCGGAACAAUUACCCCUGGUUAUUCGUUACAUCUCACAGACAUUAGUUACAUUUAUCUUAAACUGAAAUGGCUCAGAAAAGACAGAGUGAUGAGCCAUUGGACAGAGCCCCCAAAAGGUCACCAGUUUCUGAUUCAAUGGACUCAACCCCUACCAAUAUAGCUCAUGAACUGAAUGCCAGAUCCCCUGGUUUUGUUCCCCCACACCUCCCACAAAUUAACAACACAGAUAAUGGGCAGUCGCAGAACCUGCCUUCACUGCCUUUAACAGUCGGUGAAAAUGAUGCUCAUUCAUCCACUAAUGAUGCUCAGCAAAUGGAUCCUCUUGGUGCUUUGAAUGCGUAUUUAGAGAGACUUCAGCAAGGUGACGAUGGCAUAGACAGAUCCAUAAGAGUGAUUAAUCGAGCAAAGUUCAAUACAACUGAAAUUAGACAGCGGUUGGACAUGAGUCGGGAUGAUGUGAACGACUAUGCCGUCUUCUAUGCUAUGAUUUUAGAGGCAAUAGAUGGACUUUCAAAGAAAAUGACAGAACUGGCCGGUGCUAAUGAUGUAAGACUGUUACAGUUGGAGGGUGACUUUGUGUUCCCAGUCUCAGCCCGUUUGCCAAAUGGAGAAGUGGAACCUAACACAUUUUUUUCGUUAAUCGAGCAGGUGGUCCAGAGUAACCAAGAAAUAUUGACUGAUGACACCCUAGAGCUUGUUGUACAAAUCGUGCACAAUCUUGAGGGUGGUGUUGGUCCACGUAGAAAGGUGACAGAUAUCUUGGAUAGUGAGCUAAUUAAGAAAAAGUGUAGGCACCUCAUUGUACUCACUAACAAAGACAACAACAUUUGCUUUGCCACUUGUGUAGUAAUGCUUUUAGAUCCAGGAUUGACUACGAGUGACGCUGAGCAGAAAGGCAGAGAUCUGCAGACUUCAGUUGGGUUAUCUGAGCUCACUAAGGUUUCUUUAUCAGACAUUAACAAAUUUGAGAAGAAUCUGGGUGUUAAAAUAGUGGUAUUUUACCGUGAACGGUCAGAUAUAAAACACUUUAAAACACCUUUAAAAAAACCUUAUGCCAGAACAGUGUUUCUGUACCUGCAUGAUGACCAUUACUAUGGUAUCAAAAACCCAAAGGGGUUUCUGGGAGUUAGCUAUUUUUGCAACUUUUGCUAUGCUGGCUAUAGCAAAAAGAAUGACCACAAGUGUGAGAAUUGCUGCAAUGUCUGUCAUCAUGCUACGUGCCCAGAUCAGCCAAAGCAGACCAUCCAGUGUACAGAGUGUUUGCGUAUCUGCCGAUCUAAAUUCUGCCAUACACAGCACAAAGUUCGUCAUUUGAAUAAAGCCUCUGGUAAAAUGUUUUCCACGUGUGAUGUAACCAAAUACUGUUCCCAGUGUAACAGAUGUUACACUAUUAAUGUGGCCAAUCCGAAGGAGCACAAAUGUGGAGCUAAUCGAUGCCACUGCUGUAAAGCUGUUAAAAUGGAAGAAGAAGGCCAUCAGUGUUUCAUUCAAAAACUUGAACCCGAGGAGCCUAGUGAGAAGUACAUCUUCUAUGACUUUGAGACAAGACAAGACACAGAUGAGCACGUUCCCAACUUUGUGUGCUGUAUGGAUUUCCAUGGGGAAACCUGGACUGCAGAGGGAGAGGACUGUGUUAAAGCCUUCUAUAAAAAAUACAGAACAAACAAGUACAACGGCUAUACAUUCAUAGCCCACAACUCAAAGGGAUAUGAUGGGUAUUUUUUGAUGAACUAUCUAGUCGACAACUUGAUUACACCAAAAAUCACAGCACAAGGCAGCAAGCUUAUAUGCAUUAUUGACAAAGACUUUAGACAAAGAUACAUUGAUAGUCUCAGUUUUUUAUCAAUGAAGCUGAGUGACAUGCCAGAGGCAAUGGGCUUUGAAAAUGACAAGAAGGGAUAUUUCCCACAUUGGUUUAACACACAGCAAAACCAGAAUUACAUUGGCAAGUACCCCUCCCCUGAAUUAUAUGGUGACAGAACCAUGAUGAAGAAAGAGAGGGAGAACUUUCUGCAGUGGCACAAAUCAAAAUCUGAAUCAAAAUCUGAGUUUGACUUCAAGAAAGAGAUGGCAGAAUAUUGUAAGAAUGAUGUGAUCAUUCUGCGGAAAGCAUGCUUACGGUUUAGGGAAGAGGUCCUUCGCACUACAAAGGUUGACCCACUGCAAUGUGUGACUCUUGCUUCCCUGUGCAUGAAAAUCUACCGCACAAAAUUCUUACCCGAAAAUACCAUUGCCAUUCCCCCAUUAGACAAUUACAUCCAAAGUCAGAAGACUUUUUCUACUCCAUCUAUUCAAUGGUUGGAGUAUUUGUCUCACAAGGAAAAACGAUCCAUAAAGCAUGCUCUGAACGAUGGAGAAAAACGGGUGGGCAAGUACUCGUUGGAUGGUUUCUCAGAGGAUGAUGAUGGCACCACAGCCUAUGAGUACGCUGGCUGCUAUUUUCAUGGUUGCCCGGACUGUUACGACUAUAAUGCUCUUUGUAAGCAGACCAAAAUUACCUUUGGUGUCAUGCAUCAGCGUUUCCAGGACAAAAUCAGCUCGUUGCAAAAGGACCACAAUUUGAAUGUGAAGGUAAUGUGGGAUCAUGAUUGGAAUGAUCUCAAAAAGACAGAUCCAGAGGUCCAGACGUUCUUGAGAACCUUUGAAAUGCCUGAGCCCAUGGAACCCAGAGAUGCCUUUUUUGGGGGUAGGACGAACGCACUCCACCUGCAUUACAAAGUGCAACCAGGGGAGACAAUCCAAUACUAUGAUUUCACGUCACUUUAUCCCUUUGUAAAUAAGGCAAAGGCUUACCCCAUCGGACACCCUAACAUAAUUGCACGUGAAUUUGAGCCACUAGACAAAUACUUUGGUUUCGUCAAAGCCAAAGUAUACCCCCCAAAGGGUCUGUAUCUUCCUGUGCUACCAUAUCGUGCUGCUGGCAAGCUCAUGUUUCCACUCUGCAGAAUCUGCUCUGAGUCAGAGAAUCAAGAGACUGAGUGUACUCACUCAGAUGAGGAAAGGGCUCUAACUGGAGUAUGGUGUACUGUUGAAAUGGCUAAAGCCAUUGAGAAGGGGUACAAAGUUGCCAAACUGAUUGAAGUGUGGCAUUUCCCCGAAAAGUCUGAAUCUCUCUUCGCUGAGUAUGUCAAGACCUUUCUAAAAGACAAACAAGAGGCCAGUGGGUGGCCUCAUAGUGCAGCUGAUGAAGUUAGCAAAGAAGCGUACCUUCAGAGAUAUGAGGAAACGGAAGGUAUUAAGCUGAACCGUGAAAAGAUUGUUGUCAACAAGGCCAUGAGAAAAAUUGCUAAGCUUUUUCUGAACAGUCUUUGGGGAAAGUUUGGCCAAAGAGCAAAUCAAAUGAACACAACUUUGAUUAAAGAUUUGCAAGAACUUCUGAACUGUGUGUUCUCUCCUGAGAUAGAUGUUUCUAAUAUCUCUUUCUUGAAUGAUGAUGUUGUCAUGGUGAAUUGGAAGUACAUUGAGAAGCGCCACAGUUCUCCUGGUCCUGUUAAUGUUUUCAUUGCUGCUUUCACAACUGCCUAUGCUAGACUGGAGCUCUACGACCUCAUGGAAAAACUGCAGAAACGAACGCUGUACCAUGACACAGACAGUGUCAUAUUUGUGAGUAGGCCUGGAGAUUGGAUGCCAGAGCUAAAUGAGUUCUUGGGGGGCCUGACGAGCGAGUUAGAUCCAGGUGAUCACAUUGUGGAGUUUGUAUCGGGUGGACCAAAGACAUAUGGAUACAAAACACACAAUGGAAAGAAAUGCAUGAAAGUUAAGGGGAUCACAUUACAUCAUUCCAAUGCAGCUUUAGUACAUCUGGAGUCUCUCAUAGGAUUGGUCAAUGACUUUCUUAGAGAUAGGGACAAUUCAGAUGAGAUAUCGACACAGAAUACCCAGAUUGUCAGGGACAAGAGGAGAUUCACUUUAAAAAACCGCUCUGCCCCAAAACGAUUUAGAAUAGUGUAUAACAAGCGGAGGCUUUUCCCAGACUACAGUACACUGCCCUAUGGGUACUAGGUUCUCUGUCUGUACUAUGCCAUUCUUGAAAAGUGUAUUUAAUCAAUCUAAUGGAAGAAAAUCACUAUUCUGUGAAGAAUACCUGUAUAUGUUGCCUAUGAACAUUGUUGUAAUUAUGAUAGCACUGGUGGGAUUGUCAAGACCCUCGAUUAUGAUUUCUGGGCAAAAGUACAGAACAUUGCAUUUGUUUAUGCAAUCCUUAUCUCAUAGCUUGUGGUAAAGUAUAUAGAGGUUUUAUGUAAAUGUACCAUAUUCCUUAUUAUAUUGAACAUUAUUUGUUGUAUCUGACUGUUACUUUCUUUUUGUAUUUUUAUACGAUAUGUGAUUAUUUUUUAAAACACAAUUAUUUUUGUUUUACUUUUUAGGCCAUAUUUAUACUGUGUGUGUAUAUAUUUUCAAUAUUGUACUAUCACAUUUUUGAAUUGUCACAUUAUUUUUUACUUAUUUAAAAUCUGCAAAAGUAAUUAAAUACAUUUUAGAGUGGAAGCUAUUUCACAUGUUAUCCUGUCUAGGAUGAGGGUGCCGCUAGCGGCACUCCCCCCCCACCCCCACUGAAAAACCAGUGCCGCGAAAUUCAAAAAAUUUUUUUUUUUUAAAUAUUUAACUUUCACACAUUAAAGUCCAAUACAGCUAAUGAAAGACACAGAUCUUGUGAAUCCAGCCAACAUGUCCGAUUUUUAAAAUGUUUUACAGGGAAGACACAAUAUGUAAAGAUGUACAUCUAUUACCUAAAAACACAUUAGCAUAAUCCACCAUCUUUUAUUUGUCCACCAACACCAGUAGCUAUCACCAAUUCGGCUAAACUAAGAUAUUUAUAGCCCCUAACCAAGAAAAAAACUCAUCAGAUGACAGUCUGAUAACAUAUUUAUGGUAUGGGAUAGGUUUUGUUAGAAAAAAGUGCAUAUUUCAGGUAGAUGGCAUAGGUUACAAUUGCACCCACCGUCACAAAUGGACUAGAAUAACUACAUAGAGCAACGUGUUUACCUACUUACUAAUCAUCAAACAUUUCGUAAAAAUACACAGCAUACACUAAUCGAAAGACACAGAUCCUGUGAAUACAGACAAUAUUUCAGAUUUUCUAAGUGUCUUACAGCGAAAACACAAUAAAUCGUUAUAUUAGCAUAGCACAUAGCACAUAGCAGCCCAGCAUUGAUUCUAGCGAGCGUGAGUGAGCGAUAAGUGAGCGAUAACGUCAACAUCGCCAAAAUAUAUUAAUUUUUUCACUAACCUUCUCAGAAUUCUUCAGAUGACACUCCUGUAACAUCAUAUUACACAAUCCAUAUAGAGUUUGAACGAAAAUGUUUAUAUUUAGCCACCAAAAUCCUGGUUAGACAAUGUGAAAUGUAGCCCAGCUGGUGAGAAAAUGUCCGUGCGCCAUAUUAGACAGUGAUCUACUCUUAUACAUAAAUACUCAUAAACGUGACUAAAAAAUAUAGGGUGGACAGGGAUUGAUAGACAAUUUAAUUCUUAAUACAAUCGCGGAAUUACAUUUUUUAAAUUAUCCUUACUUUUCAAUACAGUUUGCGCCAAGCGAAGCUACGUCAAAAAACAUGGCGUCCUAAGCCACUAACAUUUUUCGACAGAAACACGAUUUAUCAUAAUAAAAAUGUCCUACUUUGAGCUGUUCUUCCAUCAGUAUCUUGGGCAAAGGAUCCUUUCUUGGGUCUAAUCGUCUUUUGGUGGAAAGCUGUCCUCUUGCCAUGUGGAAAUGCCAACUGCGUUCGGGAUGAACUGGAAGCGUGCCCAGCAAUUCACAGCGUUUCAGAAAUAAAUGUCCCAAAAUCGCACUAAACGGAUAUAAAUUGCUAUAAAACACUUUAAAUUAACUACCUUAUGAUGUUUUUAACUCCCAUAACGAGUAGAAACAUGACCAGAGUAAUAUUACUCCCUCCACUAAUGCUUGGAACAAGUGCGGGUCGAUGUCCUCCAGGCGCAUUACGCAGCAAGAAAAGAGUUCCUAGCUACAGGGUUUUUUAAUUUGUAGUGCCUGUGAACGCGCAAUCGACCCCAUUCAAAUCGUCAUCACCUAAAGGCAUCCAGGGGAAGACGUAAGCAGUGUCCGUAUACUCAUAGCAAUAACUGCGGCCUUUUAACUGACUCCAGACCAGGGGCCAACAUUUCUGAAAUCUGACUCCAUGUCAGGGAAAUUGCUGUAGAAUGGGUUCUGUUCCACUUAGAGACAAAAUUUAAACUCCUAUAGAAACUAUAGACUGUUUUCUAUCCAAUAAUAAUAAUAAUAUGCAUAUUGUACGAUCAAGAAUUUUGUGGGAAGCCGUUUCAAAAAUUACACGAUUAGCAUAAAUAGUGACAACAGCGCCCCCAUCCUCAACAGGUUAUUAUGGCAUAAUAAAUUCCAAUUUACCCAAUAAAUGACUGGGAGUUUA